This is a messenger RNA of Cornus florida, 2831 nucleotides long. RefSeq lists its product as uncharacterized. Gene Ontology annotation, biological process: carbohydrate metabolic process. The record is from RefSeq and is a predicted model, not a curated record. NCBI's taxonomy places the organism in Eukaryota, Viridiplantae, Streptophyta, Magnoliopsida, Cornales, Cornaceae. The transcript has 15 exons. Gene Ontology annotation, cellular component: chloroplast. Bases 13 to 2541 code for a protein of 842 amino acids.
CCGUAAGCCCAAAUGGCAUCAUUUCUACAUUCUUCUCUCUCCACACCACUCCUAAUAAAUCACACGAGAACUAACUUCUUGUUUGCUUCUUCAACCCUUCUAUACGAUUCUAUGCUCAAAAAACUACUAUGGUCUUCACCAGUUCGUCACUUUGUCUCUCACCAUCAUAAAUCUGCUACAGAAUACUCUUAUAUUCGUCGUGUUUCUUCACUUUCUGGGCCUUUCUCGGUCAUAUCUCGUCGACCCAUUCACUCCUUCAAGGUCCUGGCCAUGGCAGAACAAACCCAAAACCCCACAUCGCAGACCCACAAGCACACCAAUCGUCUUGCGGCCCAGCACAGUCCUUACCUUCUUCAACAUGCUCAUAACCCGGUCAAUUGGUAUCCAUGGGGUGAAGAGGCAUUUGAAGAAGCUCGCAAAAGAGACGUGCCCAUCUUCUUAUCAAUCGGAUACAGCACCUGCCAUUGGUGUCAUGUAAUGGAGGUGGAAUCUUUUGAGGAUGAAGGUGUUGCAAAAUUGCUGAAUGACUCGUUUGUCAGUAUCAAGGUAGAUCGAGAAGAACGACCAGAUGUUGAUAAGGUGUAUAUGACAUAUGUGCAAGCUUUAUACGGUGGUGGUGGUUGGCCAUUGAGCGUCUUCCUUUCAGCUGAUUUGAAGCCUUUGAUGGGUGGAACUUACUUUCCCCCAGAUGAUAACUGUGGAAGACCUGGGUUUAAAACUGUACUUAGAAAGGUGAAGGAGGCUUGGGAUAGCAAGAAGGACGUCCUUGUUAAGAGUGGAGCUUUUGCUAUAGAACAACUGUCAGAAGCAUUGUCUGCGUCUGCAAUCUCAAAUAAAUUGCCAGAUGGGCUUCCACAAACUGCAUUGACCCUAUGUGCAGAGCAGCUUGCAAAAAGCUAUGAUACAGAGUUUGGUGGGUUUGGUUCUGCCCCCAAGUUCCCUAGACCAGUCGAGAUUCAACUAAUGAUGUAUCAUUCAAAAAAGUUGGGGGAAAAUGGAAAAUCAGGUGAAGCAAAGCACAGUUUGAAAAUGGUCUUGUUUAGUUUGAAAUGUGUGGCAAAUGGCGGCAUCCAUGAUCACAUAGGAGGCGGUUUUCACAGAUACAGUGUGGAUGAAUGCUGGCAUGUUCCACAUUUUGAGAAAAUGUUGUAUGACCAAGGGCAGCUUGCUAAUGUUUAUUUAGAUGCCUUUUCCAUCACCAAAGAUGUAUUCUACUCGUGUACAUCUCGGGACAUUCUUGAUUAUUUGAGAAGAGACAUGAUUGGACCCAAUGGCGAAAUCUUUUCAGCAGAGGAUGCUGACAGUGCUGAAUUUGAAGGAGCUGCAAGGAAAAAGGAGGGUGCUUUCUACAUAUGGACCAGUAGUGAGGUCGAUGACAUACUUGGAGAGCAUGCAACUCUUUUCAAGGAACAUUAUUACAUAAAACAAUCGGGGAAUUGUGACCUCUCUAGAAUGAGUGAUCCUCACAAUGAAUUCAUGGGAAAAAAUGUGCUCAUAGAGAGAAACAGUACUUCCGCAAUGGCAUCAAAAUUUGGUUUGUCCGUUGAGAAAUAUCUUGAAAUUCUAGGGAUCUGUCGUCAAAAACUUUUUGAUGUGAGAUCGAAACGACCGCGGCCGCAUUUGGAUGACAAGGUAAUUGUCUCAUGGAAUGGACUUGCAAUUUCAUCUUUUGCCCGAGCUUCUAAAAUUCUCAAGGGUGAAUCUGAAGGGACCAAGUACAACUUUCCUGUUGUUGGUUGUGAUCUGAAGGAGUACAUGGAAGUUGCGGGGAAGGCAGCAUCUUUCAUCAGGAAGCAGCUUUACAAUAAGCAAACUCGCAGACUGCAACAUAGCUUUAGGAAUGGCCCAUCUAAAGCACCAGGAUUUUUAGAUGAUUAUGCCUUUCUAAUUUCAGGGUUGCUGGACCUUUAUGAAUUUGGUGGUGCAAUCUUUUGGCUGGCAUGGGCAAUUGAACUGCAAGACAUCCAGGAUGAGUUGUUUCUUGAUAAAGAGGGAGGCGCUUAUUUUAAUACCCCAGGGCAAGAUCCUUCUGUUCUACUUCGUGUGAAAGAAGAUCACGAUGGUGCCGAGCCAUCUGGAAACUCAGUCUCAGUGAUCAAUCUUGUUAGAUUGGCCUCCAUGGUUUCUGGCAGUAGGUCGGAUCAUUACAGGAAAACUGCAGAGCAUCUUCUGGCAGUUUUCGAGACAAGAUUGAAAGAGGCUGCUAUGGCUGUGCCUUUGAUGUGCUGUGCUGCUGAUAUGCUAUUUGUCCCUUCACGGAAGCAAGUUGUCUUGGUAGGGAACAAGUCGUCUUCAGAGUUCGAAAACAUGCUCUCUGCUGCCCAUGCAUCAUAUGAUCCCAACAGAACUGUAAUUCACAUAGACCCGGCCGACGCAGAAGAGAUGGAAUUUUGGGACGGGAACAAUGAUAAGAUUGCCCUAAUGGCUAAGAAUAACUUCGCUGCUGACAAGGUGGUUGCUCUUGUGUGCCAAAACUUCACUUGCAGCCCUCCUGUCACUGAACCCGGCUCUCUUGAAGCUAAGCUCUCUGACAAUCUUUAAAAAGGGCUAGUCUAUUCCAUGAGGCUCCCACCAUUGGCGCCUCUUCCGCCUAUAGUAUAGACGUGCUGUGACCAUAAAUAUGGAUAUAUGAACACAAGUUCAGUUCUGGUGAAAGUGGGGUUGUAUAGUGGUUUUAUAUGUAUGACAUUUUUUUUUUUGGGGUCAUGAGGUUGUUAAUACUGGAGUUUUGAAGUAUCUGUUAUGGUUAACAGGUAUGUGAGUGUUGUGACUGUCCUAGAAGUGAGUUUUAAUUCAUUACUUGGAAAUAUAAUUCAUACGUUGGACAUUCA